Moneuplotes crassus is the source of this 331-nucleotide messenger RNA. NCBI's taxonomy places the organism in Eukaryota, Ciliophora, Spirotrichea, Euplotida, Euplotidae. The record is from the annotation of a GenBank genome assembly.
AUGCUUAAACCAUUUCACCUUUCUAGAACUGCUUAAUUUCAAGAUGUGACCAUGGUCAAACCCAGCCUAACUCCUUCAGAGCGUAAUGCCUACUCUGAAGCAUCUGAGCUGGAUGGACCCUUUAUUAAGAUUUGUCCAAUCUUGAAAAGAUCAAUAGAGCUCCAAAGGGUAUAAAAUACCUUCUAUAACCCCCCAGAUAAGGGCCCGAAGAUGACUGAAUUGUCCAAUCUCGAACCCCACCAGCAUUAAAACCCCAAAAUCCAAAAAUAUAUAAUCCGAUUCAUGUUCUCUUCUCAAAUACCGAAUUUUAGUGUAAUAAACAACUUUAUAU